This is a messenger RNA of Wallemia ichthyophaga EXF-994, 1809 nucleotides long. RefSeq names its product Protein unc-45-like protein A. NCBI's taxonomy places the organism in Eukaryota, Fungi, Basidiomycota, Wallemiomycetes, Wallemiales, Wallemiaceae. The record is from RefSeq and is a predicted model, not a curated record. The coding region runs from base 1 to 1809 and encodes 602 amino acids. The transcript has a single exon.
AUGGAUUUACUUGAAAGUCUAAAUCGCGGAAAUUAUAAUUUAAAUUCAAAGGAUAUAAAUCUGAUAAUUUUCACAGAUGAUAAAAUAUUCAGAUUUCUCAUUUUACAUAAGCUGAAUGAGCUAGAUCAAUUACACUUACUCAAAUCCCACAUACACUCCCUUGAUGAUGCUAAAUACGCUGAUUUCUUAUCCACUCUACUCCAAAUCAACCCUGGUUUUUCUAUUUCUUUGUUUGACAGGGAUUUACUUUCCUUUCACCCCAUUGACUCUCUCUCCCUCCUCAACUCAGCUGCUUCUAACAAAUCUGGCUUGAAUUUGUUUGACGAAAAGGUUCUUGAAUUCCUGCACUCAAACUCCAUCCAUUCUCAAUCUCACUCCCUCCUACUAUCUACACUCACCCUCAUUAAACUUGAUAAACACCACAAUAAGAGUGAAAAUUUUCAAUCUUACUUGGAUGCUCUCACAAAUAUCUCCAACGUACACUCGUCACUCCCUCACUCUCAGUUAUCCCUAUAUCUUGAAGCUUUAUCCCACUUAUCUUCAUCUUCGAAGAUUGCACACAAGCUGUCUCAGCUGUCCACGGUCAUCCGUCUAGCGCUUUCUUCCGUCCAAACUCCAUCCACUAAAAUAUCCACACAGCUCUAUUCACAAGAGAAUUUACCAUCAACCAUCCCAGACACAUCCACUCAAUUCACUCUGUCCACCACUCUCGCCAACAUCUGCCAAUACGCUCCACCACUCACUGAAGAAGCGGAGACGAUGAAGAAGCUGCAAAAAUCUACGAAGCAGGUAGAUGCAGAGGAGGAGGAAUACAUGUCAUUCGACAAGGUGCGCCAACGCAACAGCAAUAUGCUAGAGAUGGGUAUUACAGGGGUGUUACCGGUGCUGUCCAAAUCCAACUCACUCUUAACGCGCCGCAACACCUCCACCGUCUAUCUCGGCUUGACGAAUGACAACACCAACCGCCCACAGCUACUGCGCGACGGAGCGAUCAAGGCGCUCCUCAAUAUGACAACGCACCAACCCGACUCACCAACAAGUGAAGAUCUACACGCCAACCAAGCUCUCGCCAAGAUGACUAUAACAACCCCACCCAGUGCUUUAUACACGCCGCCCAUCGCCACCAGUGCCCUGAGCUUCCUCUCACCUCUAGACGCCUUACUAUUUAGAGGAUCGCAGCAACUACAGCAAUUCGAGGCGAUGAUGGCGCUUACAAAUGUAGCUUCACUGGGAGCGGAUGUUUCCGAGAGGGUGGUAUCACGACGUUCUGGGGCUAUUCUCGACGCCGCGCAGACACACCUACUCAGCACGCAUACGCAGCUACAGCGAGCUGCAGCGGAGCUCAUAUGCAAUCUCGUCGGAAUGUCUGAAGGUGCAUUUAGACGAUACACAACAGAUGCGCGUGCGGGUGUUCAUUGCGCUUUGCUUCUCGCGCUUUCGGACGCUGAAUCUUUGUAUACUCGUCAAGCUGCGGCGGGUGCGCUGGCACAGUUGUGCGGUAUGUCGCCUUUGCCGUGUAAACAUAUCCUCAGUGAACCGCAACGGUUCUUGCGCGUACUUAUUGCUUUGCUGGGCGAUGAAGUCGGAUGCGUUCAUCGCGCUCUUUGUAUCCUCUUAGCUACCCUCGAAGCUUGUCAGGAGGUGCUCAGGACAGAUGAAACCGCGAAAAAUGCUAUCAAUCAGUCAAGGCUUGUACCCACUCUCAAACACCUCAUUCCUCGCUUGGCUAGUGAAGAAGGCACGCAACUCCUUCCGCUGCUCAAAGACACUAUCGUCAAGUUGAAGGAAUGUGGGGUGAGUGUGAGCUGA